AUGCCGGUGGUGGAAGAUGGCGCCUCUCGGACUCAAAGUGUCCAGGACCAGGUCCAGGGGGCCAUGGCCGUGAUGCAGGACAACAUGCGGGCCAUGGCCGAGAGGGACUCGCAGCUGAAUCAGCUGGAGGCAAGGACCAAUGACUUGCAAGGGGCUUCGAAAGCCUUCAGCUCUGGAGCGAAGCGCCUUCAGAGGCACUACCAGUGGCAAAGGUACAAGUUCUAUUUUGCGAUCGGCGCCGUCGUGGUGCUGGUGGUGGCGCUGAUCUUGUUGCCCUCCCAGUACAAAGUGCCCUUCUUCGCGGUGUCUGCAGUGCUUCUGGGUGGCUUGGCCCUGAUCAACGUGGCCUUGGGCUCGCUUACGCGAGAGCCGGAGCCCCGAAGCGAGGAGGCGCAGGUCGAGCUUGGAGAGUCGCUGACCCGUGAUGGUAUGGAGUGA
This is a messenger RNA of Symbiodinium sp. CCMP2592, 438 nucleotides long. The record is from the annotation of a GenBank genome assembly. Lineage: Eukaryota; Dinophyceae; Suessiales; Symbiodiniaceae.